UUAAAGGGACUGUACACAAUCUCACAGCUUAAAGGAACUGUAUACAAUCUCACAGCUUAAAGGGACUGUACACAAUCUUCACAGCUUAAAGGGACCCCUCAUUUGUAGAGUGGAAUGCCCGAUGCACAACAAUACCCUUUUUCUAAGAGACAAUCAUUAGAACUUAGGAUGUAAAUCCUUUAACUGAAGGGUCAUUUUCAAAUAACGUGGAUAAGCUUGUGUUGCGCCAUUUUUGUUGAUAAACAGGUGAAGAGCUUUUCAAAAUUGCAAGUUUUAAAAGAAGGUUGAAAAGUGCUAUAGGAUGAACUAAAAUAAAGCUACAUAUUGAACCUACUCACAAUUCAAUCAUGUUGAAUGCAUAUAUCCUGUUCACUUUCUUCCGCACUGCUUUAGUUAGAAAAAUUCAAUUUAACUCAUUUUGAUUCAAACUAACCGGAUAUAUCCGUGUAGAACGAACUGUACGGUGUCGGAGCUCGAGGUGAGCCCCUCCCUGAUGUAUGAGAACGAGAUCAUGUGGACCAACACCUUGUUCUCCGUGUCCACCACCAUCUCCUAUAUUCACUUCUUAUACUGGCUUCAGCUUAAUCCAAGCAUAGGACCUGUUGUUAUAUCAGCUAGUCAGGUUGUAACAGAUGUUUUGACGAUCAGCAGUAUGUAUCUGAUUCUUCUCUGUGCAUUCGCCUCCGGGAUCAUUUUUAUAAUCGGGACGGAGAAAAUUACGGAGAGUAUUGAUUUCAAACCUUUAAACUCCUCUGCUCCGACCCCUCUUCAACUCUAUUCAGAGAGCUUCUGGUUGACUGUUGAGUCCUUGUUCUGGUCGUGGUUAGGACCUGGAGAAUCAGAUUUGCACAUAACAGGGAAUUCCUCCCGAGCAAUUCUAGUGAAGGUUCUGGUUGGAAUUUAUCAGGUGAUCGCUGUGAUCGUGUUCUUGAAUCUAUUGAUCGCCUCUAUGAACAGUACUGUGCAGAAGAUUCAGGAUAAGCAGGCGGUGUACUGGAAAUAUGCCAGAGCAGAAGUUUGGAUGAGGUUUUUUGACAAGGAGACUGCCCUUCCACCCCCCUGGAACCUUUUCUAUCUGAUCAGAGUCAUUCCAAGACUGCUAAAGAGUUUGAGAGCAAGGUUAUGUGGAAGAACUACGACAAAAGAGAAGAAAAUUUCUGAGAAUUAUCGAACCUUGAUAAUAUUAUUGAUUCGGAGAAUUCAAUUGAAACCUAAUCAAGAACUACAUUUAUAUCAAUAGAAUAGAGCUCGGAUCUUUUGUAUUGUUAAUCGCUACAGAAACCAUUAAUCCUUUGUGUUUAUCUGUUUUAUGGUUUGAAUAGACUACAUAGAAUAUUGAAAAGACUACAUCUAGAGUUCUAUCUGUAUUGUUGUUAAUCUAUGAACUACACUUUGACAAGUUAAAUCUGUGAACUUUAAAUAUUUACUGUUCAAAAAAGUAAAUGGAAAAAUUGG
Eurytemora carolleeae is the source of this 1455-nucleotide messenger RNA. RefSeq names its product short transient receptor potential channel 5. Gene Ontology annotation, molecular function: store-operated calcium channel activity; inositol 1,4,5 trisphosphate binding. Lineage: Eukaryota; Metazoa; Arthropoda; Copepoda; Calanoida; Temoridae. The transcript has 7 exons. Gene Ontology annotation, biological process: regulation of cytosolic calcium ion concentration; manganese ion transport; calcium ion transmembrane transport. The record is from RefSeq and is a predicted model, not a curated record. Bases 494 to 1240 code for a protein of 248 amino acids. Gene Ontology annotation, cellular component: membrane; cation channel complex.